Leptomonas pyrrhocoris is the source of this 1259-nucleotide messenger RNA. Its product is annotated as putative mitochondrial hydrolase-like protein. The transcript has a single exon. Lineage: Eukaryota; Euglenozoa; Kinetoplastea; Trypanosomatida; Trypanosomatidae. Bases 174 to 1259 code for a protein of 361 amino acids. The record is from RefSeq and is a predicted model, not a curated record.
AGGCCACAGUUACCACGUACUUAACUAGAAAGGAAGAAAGAGAAAAAAAAAUCAGCUCCAUAUCGCAGAGUUCACCGUGUCACCUACCAUGAAAGCUGUGCUACGUGACUCGCUGACAGACUUUUUACUUCGCAAAGAGCAGAGAAGGUGAACCGCUAACUUCGGGUCUGACAAUGACAUCCAUGAUGGCGCCGGAGCAGCCCUUCGAGAAGAAGAAGGCCGUGUUGCCACCUGAAGUGCUCGCCGAGCUGGACUCCAUCUUCACUAUGGCCCCCAAAGAUGAGUUUGCGGAGAUCGGCCGCUGCCGCACGACCCAAAAAGAUAUCACCAUAUGCUACAACACCUUCGGCGAUCCACGCAACCCGUGCAUGCUGCUCAUCAUGGGCCUCAGCAGCCCCGGCACUUACUGGGACACACGGUUCUGUCGCUACAUCGCCGACAAGGGCUUUUACGUGGUCCGUUACGACAACCGCGACCUGGGGCUGUCAACGCACUUUGAUGGGUACCCGGCACCGAACAUUCUUCGUUUGGCUCUGCCAGCCUGGGCCUCCCUCGGCGAGGUACCGUUGGCGUACACGUUGGAUGACAUGGCUGACGACGCCGUGGGGCUGCUGCGCACACUCAACAUUAAGAAGGCGCACAUUGUCGGCUGCUCGAUGGGUGGCAUGAUCGCACAGCUGGUGGCGUUGCACCACCCCGAAGUAGUCGCCUCCUUGUGCUUGCAUUCCACCUCAACGGGGGCGCCGUGGCCGAAGCCCGGGAUGCUGAUCAACAUGCUGGACGGACCGGAGUCGCCGGACGACGUCCAGUGUGUGCUGGACUACCGCGUACGUCUUUAUAAAGCGAUGGCGGGAGAUAUGAAGUUCUACGAGCACGAGUUUCGCAUCGGCAUGUGGUGGGACGUGGUGCGCUCGAACUACCACGACGGCGCGGGUCGCCACCUCGCCGCCAUCGUCCGCUCGCCCGAUCGCAGCGAGCUGUUGAGGACGCAGCUGAACCGCGUCGAGGGCCCCCAGCGGGUCACCGGUACCCCAUCGUCGCUGUUGCCGCCGACGGCGUCGCACAUUCCGGUGGUGGUGUUGCACGGGGGAAGGGACCCGACCAUCCCCGUGCGGCACGCCCGGCACCUGGCGGAGUGCAUCAACGGGUCGAAGCUGGUCAUCUUCCCCCACAUGGGCCACUACUUUUCAAAGGACAUGUUCAGGCUGCUGGCGGAUGAGAUGGUUUUGAAUGCGCGCGGCGUCGCCGUGACGGACUGA